AUGGUUAGGGAAUUUUUAGAUGUUUUUCUCGAGGAGCUGCCAGGGUUGCCACCCAGCAGGGAAGUAGAAUUUGGAAUCGAGUUGUUACCUGGGACGGCACUGGUGUCUAUCGCUCCUUAUUGGAUGGCACCAAAGGAGUUGGUGGAACUUAAGGCACAAAUUCAGGAAUUGUUGGAUCGAGGGUUCAUACGACCAAGUGUGUCCCCAUGGGGAGCACCGGUGUUAUUCGUGAAGAAGAAGGAUGAAACCUUACGAAUAGGAGCUUCUGUUUUCUCGAAGAUUGAUCUGCGUUCGGGAUAUCACCAAUUGAGAGUGAAGGAGGCAGAUGUUCAUAAGAUGGCUUUCAUAACUCGUUAUGGGCACUACGAAUACUUAGUGAUACCAUUCAGGCUAACGAACGCACCUGCCGCUUUCAUGGAUCUUAUGAAUCGGAUAAAGAGUAAGCAAUUAGUGGAUGAGACUUUGAGUGCUCAUUUUAAACAAGUGGAUGGGGAGACAUCGAUUUUUGGGAUAAAUAGUGAAAAAGUAUUGUGUUUCCAUAGGAGAAUGUGUAUACCAAAGGACGAUGAUCUAAGGCAGUCUAUUCUACGGGAAGCACAUAGCAGUCUCUACGCAAUGCAUCUUGGCGGAAACAAUAUGUAUCGGAAAUUGUGUGAGCUUUAUUGGUGGCCUGGACUUAAGCGCGAGGUUAUGGAGUUCGUAGUGGAUCGGUUAACCAAGUUUUCCCAUUUUGUACCGGUUUACACCGAUUCCUCGUUGCAAAAGCUGGCUAGGCUGUAUGUGGCGGAGAUUGCAAGAUUGCUUGGAGUGCCAGAUGCCUCAGAUAGGCAGAAGUCGUAUGCUGACCUUAAGCGUCGAGAGAUAGAGUAUGCAGUGGGAGACUUAGUUUUUCUCAUGGUCUCUCUGUGGAAGAAGGUUUUGAGGUUUGGACGAAAGGGUAAGCUAAGCCUAAGGUUCAUUAGACCAUAUCAGGUUGUAAAGCGGGUUGGGCCAGUCGCUUAUCAGCUGGAAUUACCUUCUGAACUAAGCCAGAUCCACGACGUGCUCCAUGUUUCUAUGCUGAGACGGUAUUGCUCGGAUCCUUCCCAUAUCGUGGCAAUUGAAGAAAUCGAGGCAUCUGCGAGACAGCUUCAACAAAAGGUUUUACCUCCUCAUCCUCUUUCCUAUCAGCUUCUUGUGGCAGCUUCUUUUCAGAUUUAG
This is a messenger RNA of Gossypium arboreum, 1200 nucleotides long. RefSeq lists its product as uncharacterized. NCBI's taxonomy places the organism in Eukaryota, Viridiplantae, Streptophyta, Magnoliopsida, Malvales, Malvaceae. The transcript has 7 exons. The record is from RefSeq and is a predicted model, not a curated record. The coding region runs from base 1 to 1200 and encodes 399 amino acids.